Symbiodinium natans is the source of this 1002-nucleotide messenger RNA. Lineage: Eukaryota; Dinophyceae; Suessiales; Symbiodiniaceae. The record is from the annotation of a GenBank genome assembly.
AUGGCGGCCUUGGCCAUGCGAAAGUACAGCAGAGUGGCGCGGGCAGCCGAAGCAAAGGCAAAAAAGCAGCCGCUUCGUGACAUGACGGCACCAGAGACUGCGGAUGCCAUUCGUGAGGAUCGCAAGAAGGGCGCCAAACGAGUGCGUGGAGGAAGCAAAGGGCAGAGGUUCUUCAGCGUCCGCAACCGCAAGUUCUGGAACUUCACCAACUGGCCGCGCACAUAUUGGGCCCGCAAGUGGGAGAAGAAGGACUUCUUCUAUGCCGCCAUCUUCGGUCUGAUCCAUGCAGGAGCCUGCCUCGCACCGUUCCACUUCACGUGGAAGGCCUUUGCGUGCUUCUUCUUCGGCUAUGUCCUCACGGGAAUGUUUGGUAUCACACUGUCGUACCAUCGACAGCUCGCCCACCUCUCCUUCAAGAGCCCCAAGAUCGUGGAGUACUUCCUUGCCUACUGUGGCUGUCUGGCGGUGCAGAGCCACCCCAUCAACUGGGUGUCCUCGCACCGCCAUCAUCAUGGGGCAACGGACACGGCCAACGAUGUCCACUCCCCCAAAGAUGGCUUCUGGUGGGCCCAUGCCGGCUGGCUGCUGGACCAGAAGGGCACAUGGAUGAGGGUGGACCGUUCCAACGCCGAUGACCUGAACAAGCAGUGGUUUUAUCGCUUCCUGGCGAAGACCUAUCCCAUCCAUGCCCUCGUCCUUCCCAUCGUCGGGCUCUACCUCUUUGGUGGCCUCCCUUGUGUCCUCUGGGGCUUCUUUGCCCGAGUCGUGUGGACAUGGCACGUGACCUGGGCCGUGAACUCCGUGAGUCACGUCUGGGGAUUCCAGGACUGGAACACAGGCGACAUCUCCAUGAACAAUUGGCUGAUUGGCAUCCUGGCAUUCGGUGAAGGCUGGCACAACAACCACCACGCCUUCGAGACUUCCUGCAGGCACGGGCUGUGGCUCGGCAAGCCUCCAGUGCGCUAUCCCCUUAUAUACAGGGUACACAAAGUUGGAUUUUAA